Molecule: messenger RNA, 2283 nt
Organism: Stylonychia lemnae
Lineage: Eukaryota; Ciliophora; Spirotrichea; Sporadotrichida; Oxytrichidae
Source: the annotation of a GenBank genome assembly
AUGCUGCAUCUUGGGAAAGAAGAGACUACCUAUUCAUUGAUAAAACACCAAACUAUACUUGCUCAUUUAGUAAUAUCUCAUGCUAUAACUUUACUGAAAUACCACUGCCGAGACAAGGACAUAUGUGACCCAAGAUUUGAAGAUUGUGGUAAUUGCGCAAGUGAGAAUCAAGAUUACCUCUAUAAAUUCACAUAAAACAUGCAGAAAGAAAAGAUUUGGUAUAGCGUUAUAGAUAAAGAUAAAUGCCCAGGGAAUUGUUGCCCUAAAUUAGAUGAAAACUGCAGAAAAAGACUGGACAAUACAGGUUAUCCAUAUAUACCUGGGGAAUAAAUGAUAUUAAUUCAUGGGGGAGUUGCUGUGAGGAAUAAAUCAAUAGGAGUUAAUAAAACCAAUCUAUUUGAUUAUUGUGAAGACUAUUCGGCUAUUGUUGGAAAUGCCACCUUUGAAGAUAUUUUUAAGAACUGUGGAGAGGAGCUUCUUAAUGAUAUGUGGAGAUAUUAUGUUCAAAGAGAUUUAUGGACACCCAUAAAAUAUGACUAUAAUAGAUUCGGCCAUGCUGGAGUUUUCGUCUAGCUUGAUGAUUAGUAUACGAUCCUAGAUACAAUUAAUGGUACUCUCCUUAGAAGACAAUUCCUCUAUAUCUAUGGUGGAUUUUCAUUCGAAUGUACAAGUGCAUGUAAUGAUACUUGGAGAUAUGAGAUAGCCAUUGGUCCAUAUGCCUUUUAUCCCUCUGCAAAAUCUGAUUGGAUUGAUGCUGGAAAUUUCUGGACAAAAUUAUCAUAAGAAGGAUCUAACAAUCCUGGCAAAAGAUUUAGACAUAAUAUGAUAUCCUAUUAAAAAUUCAAAGAUGAUUACAAUCUUGUAGAAGAGCAUUUCUUGUACCUGUUUGGAGGAAUUCAGUGGGAGUAAGUUGAAUAAUAUGGAAUCUCAGGAAUUACUAGGCAGAUUUAUCUCUGGAAUAACUCUGCUAUCAAUUAGCCAAUUACUACAGAUGAAUUAACAUAAGAUGAUAAAUAUAACACGAAUAUCUAAACAAGAUAGGCUAAUAAUGUUAAUGACAUAAAGAGAUUUAACAUUCAAAUUCCUUCUGCCAGAGGAGGUCAUGCAAUGACACUCGUGGGAAAUCCUUUAGAAUAUAUAAUGGUAUUUGGAGGAUCUACAGCUGAAGUAAUUAGUUCUGAAGAUGUUAGCAGUGAUUUUUAAAAGUCUAAUUCUUCCUUCUCAAUUAAGAAGACUCUGAAAGAUAUGUGGGUAUUCUAUGUAAAAAAUUCUUUGUGGAACUAAGUUUUCCCUAAUUCUGAUGAUAAUCCAUAAGAACGAGAGUUCUCUACUCUUGUUACAGUUAAGGCAGAUAGACUAGUACUUCUUUAUGGAGGCUAAUAUGGAGAAAAAUUAUACAAAGAUGUCUGGUAAUACAACUUGAACACCAACAUGUAAAACUGUGAAGACUGCUAUAAUUGUACUUCACCACUUGGUCCCAAUGUCUAUACUAACCUAACUUGUGAUUACUGUGCUACGUGUGUCUAAGGAAGAUAUUAAGAUUGUGUAACAUGCACAAACUGCUCUGAUUGCAUUAAUUCUACUCUUGCUGAUAGUCCAGAUGGCUAUAAAGGCCAUGUGAUGGUAGCUACAAAGUCUGGCAUUGUUAUUUAUGGAGGAGCAUCAUGGAUUUCUACUAACUUAGAUGAGACAGAUACGAUUGAAGAAUAAAAGGAAAAGUUUUUGGAAAGAUGUAGAACUGUACUAGCUCAAAGAACUGGAAUAGAAUAAGAAAAUUCUUAAUCUAUAGGAGAAAAAUAUGCUGAACUUACUAUAGAUGAUAUGGGAAAUGAAAGAUGGGUAGAUCAAUUUAGGAAAACAAACAAUAAAGACAUAUAACAAUGGGAGAAGAUGUGUAUUUUUUAUCAACUAAAGAUUGCUAUCUAAAUUGUAGUGACAAUGGAUUAUGUGCAUUAGGUAGAUGUACAUGCAAAAAUGGAUAUCACAGUAGUGGAUGUGAACUAAAAAAUUGUCCAAACUCUUUGUGCUUUGUAGAUAUUGAUACAAUUGACCCACAACAAUGCUAUCAUUGUAGUUCUAAUGGUAAGUGCUAAAAUGGAACUUGUGUUUGCAAUGAGGACUAUUUUGGGCCAGAUUGUAGUCUAAGAGGGUGUAUUAAUAAUUGCUCUAAUACUGCUACUCAGAUAUAUGGUGAUUGUAUACAAGAUUUUCCUAUGGGAUAUUGCCGUUGUCAUGAAUGGUAAUUAAGAGGAGGUGAUGACUGCAGCUAUAAAUUUUGUUUGA